GUGCCCCGGCCAUCCCAGCGACAGCUCGAUUUGCUCCUGGUACGGAAGUCAUCACCCCCCCAAAAGUACGGUCUCCGGACAAGGGCCCCGAAAAUACCAAGAUCCGAAAUCGAGAUCAUGUACUUAACGACCAGAAUUUUUCGACCAUGGCGGCGCUCACAGUAGAAACUCAUUCGGGGCGAUUCACUGCGACAUCGGGCGACGCGCCCCCUCCACGUCGAGACAGGCCACUGGUUAAGGUCGUGCCAGAGGAGACAACUGAGCCUAUAACGAGAAGGCUACCAAAUCACGCAACGGAAAGGGUCGCUAUUCUACGUCCAGAACGCGCCGUACAGAGUCCACCGACAGUACCUUCAAGAAAAUUGACGACCAAGCCGACCGGUGAUGGCAAGUGCAAGCUGCGAGAACCCCCGCAUACUUCCAGGCUGAGGGCUCCGGGUUGGGGCCGGGAAGCAGUGAUAACCGCCAUCCUACCGGCCAAAGUUACCCCGGGCAUGGCGAAGGACGGUAGCUCCCCUGCUACCACCGCCAGUCACAAUGGUGUUGCACCCACUGACCCCGCGGUACUCCCGUGGGAUCUGCUGACGCCAGUUACCGAGGCUGCCACUGUGGACGAGCGUUCCGUAAUCUCCCACGGAACUCAUGGCACGACAAGAAUGACACCGGCAUCCUCCGUCACCUCAGGAUGCAGGCCACCCCAAGGAGAGGCUUCAGGCGCGAUACAAGGUAGAGUCAGCCGUCGAUACCCUCAUCGCCUGCAGGCUGAUGCCAACCGUUACGCGGUGGCAGCAGCACCCGUAGUCUGCGCGCUCGAGUCACCGGCAGAGACCAGCGGCUUCGGUGAUGGCCGAAACCAGAACGGUAGCGAAAAGAGGGUGGUGUGGGGUAGCGGCACCGUCGCUAGCGGCGCCCAUUCGGCGCCCGGGACGACCUCGGCAAGAUCGAGAAGGCGAGACGCUCCUGCUGGUGGUGCACUUACGUCAUCAUCUGCGUACCGAGCUUCUCCUCUCUCUAGCACCGCCGACCGCGUAGGUACAGGGGGCUCCGUUUUCUCCAGCGCUAGCGGAGAGACAAAUCUCGGACGACAAUUUGGUGGUGGCUACGUUGCGGCCAUGGGUAGACGUGCGAGGUCGAUGGCCAGGUGCGAGGCGGCGAGGCGAUUGGCGGCGGCGAUGGCAGCCGACAGGGGGAGGCCAUCCACGCCGAUAUCCGAGCGGGCCCGAUGGGGGAAGGGAAAGGAGAGCCAGGAGGAAGCCAUGGAGCUCGCGCGAAGAAAGUGCGCAGCCGCUAACACCAGCACCAUGCUGCCUGCAGAUCCUCGACACGUCAGAGCAGGCGCAACCUCUGCUAGUUCCACAGCCUUUCAAAAGGACAGUACUCCGUACGAUGCUGAUACAUCAAUGGGAGGUUGCCAAGGGAAAGUCCCAAGUGCGAUCGAAGCGAACUUUACCCACGACACCACGCGCCCCGAAGCCAUUGACAGCCGCCACAAGGACAAGCCCCCCUGCCUUGCUCCUGGCAGCAAGGCGAACUCACCAGUUUCUUCUCGCCGUUGUGAUGGGUUGCGUGUAGGAGUCGGGGGUGGCGACGGCGGCUUGCACAGACGGCAAAAGGCAAAAAGGCAAAUCGCAAAGAGUACAACGCAGGAGGAAGAGGAGGAACGACUGACGGCGUCUAUCGCUCGCCUGGACACCCUCUUGCGAGAGGGAGAUGGCGAGGUCUCUGGCAGGGCUUCCGAUGCACCCAUGCCGGGAGGGAGCGGUGGAGUAACGCCGUCAUCGAAAAGCGGCGGAAGGGUGGAGCGAAGACCAGUGCGCGCACCGGUAGGGGGAAUCGCCAAGACAAGGGUGAGGAGAGGGGCUACGAAAGAGAUCACUAGCUCGGCAGGGCCUGUGGUCAACGUUGAGCCGAAGGCGGGGUUGGUGUCCGUGGCGGCGGCGGUGCCCGUACAUACGACCGCUGUGGUUGAUGCGGGUGCUGCGAUCAUGGCCAGUCCUGGCUUAUUUCCGCCAAUUUUCGGCCGAGUACCGGCGCACACGGGUGGUGGGAGAGAAAUAGGACGCUAUGAACCUCCCGAUGCUGUACAACAAACCUCGAACGGCCCAUCACGAGGAGUGGCGUAUCGCGAGCCGGCCUCGCACUGUCCCAUUGGCAGGGCAGCAUCGCCACUGUCAUACAGAUAUUGCGCUGACGAUGAGCAACGGCGGGCAAAACGGGCCGAUGGAGGCCCCGUAGAUGCGGCACCGGGUCACUACUGCCAGGAGGGUAGGCGGCCGGCUGGUGCGGCGAGUCGCUGGGUGGGGGACGGCAACGACCACUACGAUGCGCGUGCUCCGCCGCGAUAUCCGGACCAAAGGGAAGAACUGCGGGUCCCACAAACCCCAUGCUCACCAGCACGGUAUCGAGGGGUUGACAACAGCUAUGACAACCACCGGGGAUGGCACGACCAUAGCAGGGGGGGGUCGUAUUACCGUCGAGACGAUCUACGCGCGGCCAUCGAUCCAAGAGAUGCGCCAGGGGUCGUGGACCAUGCGAGGUGGAUUGGAGAGUCACGACCAGAAGAGUAUGGUGACGAUAGAGGUGGCGAAACAUAUUGGAUUAGGCGGGAUGGUGGCACUACCUUCCAGCACGAGGACAGGAAGGGACAUUUCUGAAACCGACGGCUGCUCGCUCUUCACGGAAUGUAUUCAUACACCUAAAGGGGGCGUUUUCGGGUUGACGCCAGACAGAGUAGACUUCGUCUCACCGCGGCGCCGUCGAGAGAACGGAAAAUUGUGGAA
Molecule: messenger RNA, 2780 nt
Organism: Ectocarpus siliculosus
Lineage: Eukaryota; Phaeophyceae; Ectocarpales; Ectocarpaceae
Source: the annotation of a GenBank genome assembly